Messenger RNA from Folsomia candida, 929 nucleotides. RefSeq lists its product as uncharacterized. Bases 72 to 929 code for a protein of 285 amino acids. The record is from RefSeq and is a predicted model, not a curated record. NCBI's taxonomy places the organism in Eukaryota, Metazoa, Arthropoda, Collembola, Entomobryomorpha, Isotomidae. The transcript has 6 exons.
GGCAACGACACAAGAAAACUGUUCAUCUACCACCGCCCGGCGACUCCGAUAGUGAAGAAGAACCGCCCAAAAUGAAGCAAAAUCGUUCUAUUCCCACGAAGACAAUACCGCCACCACCACAAUAUUUUAGUUUAGUGGGAGAGGGCUUGCAAUCAGAAAAGGAAGACAGCCACGAAUCAAGUUUACCAGGACCGAGUGACCCCCCAUCGCCAACUAAUUCACAGCAAUACCAAGGCACACUCUCUAGCGAGCAAGUUUUAUCUAGCUCUCACGAAUUGGAAAGCCGUUCGAUUCCUCAGGCAGAGGACAUUGAUACAACUUUCGGCAGAGAUAAUGGCACGUCACCAAACGCAGGAAAUUUAGAAUUCCAAAAGUGGAUGGUACGUCAAAUGAAUGUGAUGAAAGCCCAACUGCGACAACUACAGGAAAGCGUAGACGUUUUAGUGAGCAAUUACAAUUGGGGGACCAAGACGGGUGGUCAAAACGAAAAGUUUCCAGUGGGUUUAUUACCAGUGGAUGAUGAGUCUGACUUGAAGAAACUCGAGGAUUUCGCCAAGGCAUCAAGAAUCACAUUGAUUACAGAACUGCAGAAAGGCAUACGUGCGACCAAGGAUGUAAAGAUUGCUACACAGCGGAUACUAGCCAAGUUGCUGACAGAUAAGUAUGCAUCGUCAUACAACUGGAUUGGUUCAAGAGGACCGAAGUCACCUUUUUCAAAAUCAUGGAUGAAGCACAUUAUAUAUGAGGCAAUUCAAGGACUGGAAAACUUGGGCAACGCUGACGACGACGAGAUUUGGGAAGCAAUUAAAAAUUGGCUCAAAAAUUCCAACAAGCGUAUUGAAUCGGUAGGACAAAAUGCAAUAUUAUUUUUGGAGAAGUCCAAUGCAGCUCUUCCAUUAAGAAAUACUGGACCAGAAUCAGACAAUUGA